AUGGCUGCCACCGCUGCCGAAGUACCGGUUCAACAACCGGCCGUUGAUAAGCUAAGCGAGAAGCUGGCCACUGUCACCCUCAGCGAGCUCAGCCCGCCGCCGGACUUCAUCGAGUCCCGACUGAAGCUCUGGGCGAAGUUCAAGGCCCGCUACGAGGCGGAGCUGGCGGAACGCCAGGCGGCCAGCGUGGAGAUCACCAUUCGGGCGACGAACAAGGACGGCGAGCUGCGCGAGGUGAAGGGCAGCAGCUGGAAGACCGCCCCGGCGGACAUUGCCCGGCAGAUCGGGCCGAAGUCCUGGCACGAGACGCUGGUCAUCAGCAAGGUGAACGGCGUCCUCUGGGACCUGGAGCGGCCGCUGGAGGGCGACUGCGACCUGCAGCUGAUCAACUUCGAGGACGACGAGGGCAAGGCGGUCUUCUGGCACUCCUCGGCGCACAUCCUCGGCGAGGCCAUUGAGAAGCUGUACGGCGGGCACCUCUGCUACGGGCCGCCCAUCGAGAGUGGCUUCUACUACGACGUCUUCAUGUGCAACGGCCACGGCCACGGCGGCGAUGCCGCUGCUUCAGCUCUGCCGGACGCCGUCUCGCAGACGCACUACCCCGCCAUCGAGUCCUCGAUGAAGGCGAUCGUCGGCGAGAAGCAGCCCUUCGAGCGGCUGGAGCUGACCAAGGAGGAGCUGCUGGAGAUGUUCGCCUACAACCAAUUUAAGGUGCGCAUCCUCCAGGAGAAGGUCACCGAGCCGAAGACCACCGUCUACCGGUGCGGCACGCUGAUCGACCUCUGUCGCGGGCCGCACGUCCGCCACACCGGCAAUGUGAAGGCCUUCAAGGUGACCAAGAACUCGAGCUCCUACUGGGAGGGCAAGGUGGAGGCGGAGAGCCUGCAGCGCGUCUACGGCAUCUCCUUCCCCGACACGAAACAGCUGAAGGAGUGGCAGCGCUUCCAGGAGGAGGCGGCGAAGCGCGACCACCGCAAGAUUGGCCGCGACCAGGGCCUCUUCUUCUUCCACGAGCUCAGCCCGGGGUCGUGCUUCUUCACCCCUCGUGGUGCCCACAUCUACAACACGCUCAUGGACUUGAUUCGGAGCGAGUACCGGAAGCGCGGCUUCCGCGAGGUCGUCUCGCCCAACAUCUACAACAUGAAGCUGUGGGACAUCAGCGGCCACAGCGAGCACUACGCCGAGAACAUGUUCCAGUUCGACCUGGACAAGGAGAAGUUCGGCCUGAAGCCGAUGAACUGCCCCGGCCACUGCCUGAUCUUCGACUCUGACGUGCGCAGCUGGCGCGACCUGCCGCUUCGCUUCGCCGACUUUGGCGUCCUCCACCGCAACGAGUUCUCCGGGGCGCUCAGCGGCCUGACGCGCGUCCGUCGCUUCCAGCAGGACGACGCGCACAUCUUCUGCGCCCUGGAGCAGGUCUCGGCGGAGAUCAAGUCCGCCCUGGCCUUUCUCUCCUUCAUCUACGACCAGUUUGGCUUCACCUUUGAGCUCAAUCUCUCCACCCGGCCCGAGGGCUACCUGGGCAGUCUGGAGGACUGGAACGCGGCGGAGGCGGCGCUGGAGGGGGCGCUCAAUGCGAGCGGCUUCGCCUGGAAGCUCAACCCCGGCGACGGCGCCUUCUACGGCCCGAAGAUUGACAUCACCAUCAACGACGCCCUUCGGCGGCCCUUCCAGUGCGCCACCAUUCAGCUCGACUUUCAGCUGCCCAUUCGCUUCAACCUGAUGUACAGCGCCGAGGACGGGACGAGGAAGCGGCCGGUCAUCAUCCACCGCGCCAUUCUCGGCUCCAUUGAGCGCUUCAUCGCCAUCCUCACGGAGAACUUUGCCGGCAAAUGGCCAUUCUGGAUCUCCCCUCGCCAGGCGAUCGUCCUCCCCGUCGGCCCGAGCAACAACGACUACGCGGAGCAGGUCCGCCAGCAGCUCUUUGACGCCGGCUUCCAGGCCGAGUCGGAGAUUGACCCCGGCCUGACCAUCAACAAGAAGGUGCGCAACGCCCAGCUGGCGCAGUUCAACUUCAUUCUGGUCGUCGGCGACAAGGAGAUGGCCAACGGCUCGGUCAAUGUGCGCACCCGUGACAACAAGAUCCACGGCGAGAUUGGCGUCACCGAGCUGAUUGCCAAGUUUGCCAGCUUCAAGGCGAACCGGGUGAUCAACGCCGAGGAGGUCUUUUAA
Messenger RNA from Rhagoletis zephyria (snowberry fruit fly), 2172 nucleotides. The record is from RefSeq and is a predicted model, not a curated record. NCBI's taxonomy places the organism in Eukaryota, Metazoa, Arthropoda, Insecta, Diptera, Tephritidae.